GUGGCCCCGGGAGCUUCCACCUGAGUGGGUGGUGGGGUUCUGGGGCGCUGCUAUGGAGGGGUGUAGCGAGCCACAGCUGGAUGCUAAGGCCAAGGUCACCAACCAGGUGAGUGAGUGGCCAUCCCUCGCGGCCUCCGCCGGCCUCGGCUGGACAAGUGGCGGGCGGCUGCACCUGGUCCUCCGCCCGCCUCUGGCAGCCGCGGGACGAUGCCACCGUGAGCCUUCCCCAGCUCAACCCCAAACCAAGGCCCAUGUCCGUGAGCCCGUGCCUUUCCUCCCGCCACCCUGCAUUGCUCCUUCCACUUGGCUUCUGAGCUAAUAGAUUUUCAGUGGAAGCUGGGUAUGGCUGUGAGCUCAGACAGCUGCAGAUCACUUAAGUAUCCUUACGUUGCAGUGAUGCUCAAAGUGGCAGAUCAUUCAGGCCAAGUAAAGAACAAGUCCUUCGAAAUGACAAUUCCACAGUUUCAGAAUUUCUACAGACAGUUCAAGGAAAUUGCUGCAGUUAUUGAAACUGUGUGAAAACUGAUUACUUUGUUGAUGAAUUGCUACCAUCAUUCUAAAAUCAUGAACUUUACUUUCUGCAACAAAACUGCCUAAGGAUCAAAU
This is a messenger RNA of Globicephala melas (long-finned pilot whale), 606 nucleotides long. It is a transcript of the gene COMMD6, whose product is annotated as COMM domain containing 6. Gene Ontology annotation, molecular function: NF-kappaB binding. NCBI's taxonomy places the organism in Eukaryota, Metazoa, Chordata, Mammalia, Artiodactyla, Delphinidae. The record is from RefSeq and is a predicted model, not a curated record.